Messenger RNA from Sodiomyces alkalinus F11, 3404 nucleotides. Its product is annotated as transmembrane GTPase fzo1. Gene Ontology annotation, biological process: mitochondrial fusion. The coding region runs from base 1 to 2931 and encodes 976 amino acids. NCBI's taxonomy places the organism in Eukaryota, Fungi, Ascomycota, Sordariomycetes, Glomerellales, Plectosphaerellaceae. The transcript has 4 exons. Gene Ontology annotation, cellular component: mitochondrial outer membrane. Gene Ontology annotation, molecular function: GTPase activity; GTP binding. The record is from RefSeq and is a predicted model, not a curated record.
AUGGAAGGUAGCUAUUAUCCCCUGAGUGGCCACUUCGGCGCUCGUAAUCCACACCACCCGAAGAACAGGUCGUGGCAAGACGCGGCAGACAAAAACUAUUAUUCUCCCUCGAACAUCAAUUUCGACGUCACCUACUCCGUACUCGCGUCCUUCGACCAUGCGGACUACCACCACACACCAACCACGACGAUGAGCCAGGAUUACUUCUCCGGAAAAGGCAAGGCUCCUAUGAGCCAGGAGGCUCAGCCCGACAAUGAAGAUGCAGCUGCGGGGAGUCCGACGCCGACUGUCCCAGCUGACGGCCCACCGCAAUUCGUGACCGUCGGCUCCGGUUCCACCUCUGUCCACGCUGCCCAACUUCAAGCGAUGCUCGAUAGAGACUCGGGUUACGGCGGUAGUAUCGACGGAGGUGAUGGCCACGUCUCGACUCUCGGUCGCGACCAUGCAACGCAACCCGACGUCGAUAGGCGGUACCAGGCCGGCGCCAUCCACCAACUAUGGUACAACCAGCACCGUUCGACCCUUGGCCGUUCUAUCACCAAGGUUGUCGAACUUUUGAAACACCUGCAGCAGAUGAACGCGCAAUGGCCGGCACAUUACCCAUCGGUGCAACGAACGGAUAAUACACCAACCCCCGGGUCGUCUUCACGCCCCACCUUCCCUCAUUCUUUCUCGACAACGGGCAACAAAUCUCAGUCCCGUCCCGCCUCGCCUGUGCCCCCUCCCGCUCUUCGAAGAGCUAUGACAGCAGCAGCAGAUUCGCACGAUGAAGCGGAAUCGAGCAGGGCUUCGGAAAACAGACCGCCCGAGGAACCGAGGCUAGUCACACCUCAGAUCGCCCAAGACUUCUCCGUCUUGAAGCUCGAUCUCAAACUGGGAUCUCUAUACCAAGCGGAACUCGUGCACUCGCUCGAAAAGACUUCUAUCGCUUCCCUCCUCGACGGUCAGAUUAGCUCCAGCAUUCGGCACCUCAUGAGUCUCCGAGAACGAAUCGAAGAUACAUCCAGCAAGGUCCUCAUCACCGGCGACCUGAACGCAGGCAAGUCGACCUUUUGCAAUGCCCUUCUGCGACGAAAAGUUCUUCCGGAAGACGAGCAGCCUUGUACGGCCAUUUUUUGCGAGGUAUUGGACGCAAGGGAAAAUGGCGGAAUCGAAGAAGUGCAUGCGGUGCAUAAAGAUGCAGUCUAUAAUCGACAUGACGAGACGACAUACGACGUGUUCAAACUAUCAGAGCUGGAAACGAUUGUGGUCGAUAAUGCGACAUAUACUUUGUGCAAGGUCUACGUGAAGGAUGUGCGGACCAUCGACGAAUCGCUCCUCAACAACGGGGUGGUGGACAUCGCCCUCAUCGAUGCCCCGGGCCUCAACUCAGACACAACCAAGACCACGGCUGUUUUUGCGAGGCAAGAAGAGAUUGACGUGGUCGUGUUUGUGGUUUCGGCCGCUAACCAUUUCACCAUGACGGCCAAGGAAUUCAUUUGGGCGGCAGCAAAAGAGAAGGCAUACCUCUUUAUUGUUGUGAACAGCUUUGAUGCCAUCCGAGAUAAGGGCAGGUGCAAGAAGAUGAUCCUCGAGCAGGUGAAUGGGUUGAGCCCACGCACCUUCAAGGAGUCUGCGGAACUUGUUCACUUUGUUUCGAGCAAUGCCGUUCCGGCGGCUCCGGGCGGGGCGCCUGGUGGCAACGGAAGCUCAAGCGGCGGCGGUGGUGGUGGGGAUGACGACGACCCAGGCCACGAUCCCAAAGGCAAAGGCAAAGAUGUCGAUAAAGUCCGAGAUUUCGAGAACUUGGAACAAUCGCUUCGGAGGUUCGUCCUAGAGAAGAGAGCAAAGUCGAAGUUGGCACCGGCCAAGACGUACCUGCUCAACAUACUCAACGAUGUCCAUACCCUGGCAACAGUCAACGCCGAUGUUGCCCAGGGAGAGCUUGAUCGGGUGACGCGAGAACUCCAGGAGAUCGAACCGCAGCUCGCAUCGAGCACGAAGGCAAGGUCACAGACGGGAGAAGAGCUUGACCAAACGAUCGAGGCGACUUGCAAGGACGUUUACGACUACACGAGGACAACGCUGAAUUCGGCCAUCACUCGCGUCGGGGACAGCAACCACGGUGUACAGUACCGCGGCUUGUUCGCCGCAUUCGAUUACGCCGAAGAGUUAAAGGAGGCCAUGAUGGCACACAUUUCCGAGUCGGUAGCUGGAUGCGAGGAGCACGCGAGGAUGAAGACUGUCGCUGGCGUCAACGUUAUCAAGCAGUUGGGCAUCCUGCAUGUUGGCAACGAUUUCCAGAAUCUUACUUUCCGACCUGACGUUAUGUUCAAGAGAAAGCGGGAUUCCCUUGCCAGGCAGGUCGAGAUCCCCACGGAAGUCUGGGACUUUGUGGAUUGGUCCACCAUCUUGCAGCAACAGGAGAAGGUCGCUGGUACGGGCAUGGCGCUUACCCUGGCCGGUGCCAUUUUGCCUCGUGCUGUUGGCCUGGAUACGGGCUGGAUUAGCCAUGCUUUCAACGCCGCCAAAAUCAUGGGCAACGACAACCUACGCCGGCUUCUCCUCCCUGGCAUCUUUGCUGCUGCAAUCGCGGCCGGCGCCUAUGUGAUCAGCCAGAUCCCCAACUCUCUACCUCAUCGUCUAUCGAAUAAAAUCUCCAUGCAACUGGCGUCCACCGAUUACGUGCACGAGAACUCCACACGUAUCUCAGGUUCGGUCCGCAAGGUUCUCCGCAUCCCGGCCGACAACCUCCGCUCUGGACUGGAGCGGAGCGUCAAGGACCUAGGGGAGAGGCGCGAGAAGACGGUCAAGGUGCGGGGGGAGAGCGAGGUGGCUCUCAAAUAUUUCGGCAACUUGGUACGGAAGAGCGCGGAACAGCGGGCACAAGUCGACCGUGUGGACUUGGAUUCGCCGCCUCCCGAUGCCGCGGCUGCACUACAGGCCCAUUGAGUGUUUCGCUCGAGUUAGAGCAGAGGAAAAUCCAAAAGUAGGUCGGAGAGGUAUGUAUAAUGGGAAUGACUUGUUUUUUUAUAUUUUUGUCUUUUUUUCUUUUACUCAACACAGUCACGAAUUGGCAUUGUGGGCAUGGCGUAAACGGUACAGGCCUAUUCUUUGCGAGACAGCAGACAAAACCGUCCCCUGUCUCACCCUCACCUUGUUACCUUUGCACCAUGGAAUGCCUAGGUGUAAUAAACCUGCGAUUCUUGUUCCUUGGAGGCGUUCAUUCCCCUCCCCUCUCCAGUUGGUGUAGUUAUUUUUUCUUCAGUUGGUAGGGCAGUCCUUAGGAUGGACAUUCGCUACCUAGAGAAUAUUACUUUUUGCAAUCAGCAAAUCGUCUUGGCGUGCUAUCUGGCGAUUUCGUAUUGGUGUUGUUUAUACAAUGAAUAUAUGCCAGGAAUCUUCAGCAGCGGCAGAAGUUGGGU